CCUGAUCUCCCGGGCCAGCCGUUUGCUCGCUCUGGAAUCAGGCGACUUGUCAGGUCAGGCGGAGAGAUAGCUGUCGUUCCCCAGUGCGCUCAGUUCAGGGACUUGAGAGGAGUCCUGGUUCUGUCUGCUUCCCGUCCUCCGCUGUACUUCACCCAGUUCCUUCUCAGUGUCCCGGGAGAACUUCCCGUGCUGAGUGCCUAGCGGCUGCGUUCACUUGGGCGCCGACGUCCCGUUUCCCCACGGGCGACCGGGAGACACAGGAUGUUUCGUCUUAACUCAUUUUCUGCAUUGGCAAAACUGGCUCUGGGCUCUCGAUGGAACCAUGGAGGGUCACAGCCCACCCAGCUCAGGCGACGACUAAUGAUGGCGGCUUUCCUGGGAGCGUCUGCAGUAACCGCAAGUACCGGUCUUUUAUGGAAGAGAGCCCUUGCAGAAUCUUCACCACCUGUCAACAACGUAAAGAGUGAACUUGGUGAUAAAGGGAAGAAUAAAGAUGAAGGGGAAGGUGGUAACCAUGAAAAAAAGGAUGCAAGUGUUUGUCUUGAGCCUCAUCCAGAAGAGAAAAAGAAGAAACGUUCUGGAUUCAGAGACAGAAAAGUAAUGGAAUAUGAGAACAGGAUUCGAGCAUAUUCCACACCAGACAAAAUCUUCCGAUAUUUUGCCACUUUGAAAGUAAUCAGCGAGCAUGGUGAAUCUGAAGUGUUUAUGACUCCAGAAGAUUUUGUGCGAUCCAUAACACCCAAUGAAAAGCAACCAGAACACUUGGGCCUGGAUCAGUAUAUGAUAAAACGUUUUGAUGGAAAGGAUUUCUGGCAGACAGAGAAAAUUGCCCAGGAACGAGAAAAAUUUGCCGAUGAAGACAGUAUAUUUUACACCCUUGGAGAAUGUGGACUUAUAUCCUUUUCAGACUACAUUUUCCUUACAACUGUUCUUUCUACUCCUCAAAGAAAUUUUGAAAUUGCCUUCAAGAUGUUUGACUUGAAUGGAGAUGGCGAAGUAGACAUGGAGGAGUUUGAACAGGUUCAGAGCAUCAUUCGCUCCCAAACAAGUAUGGGUAUGCGUCACAGAGACCGUCCUACUACUGGUAACACCCUCAAGUCUGGCUUGUGUUCAGCCCUCACAACCUACUUCUUUGGCGCCGAUCUCAAGGGGAAGCUGACAAUCAAAAACUUCCUUGAAUUUCAGCGUAAACUUCAGCAUGACGUUCUGAAGCUAGAGUUUGAACGUCACGACCCUGUGGAUGGGAGAAUUACUGAGAGACAGUUUGGUGGCAUGCUGCUGGCCUACAGCGGGGUGCAGUCCAAGAAGCUGACUGCCAUGCAGAAGCAGCUCAAGAAGCACUUCAAAGACGGAAAGGGUCUGACAUUUCAGGAAGUGGAGAACUUCUUUACUUUCCUAAAGAAUAUUAAUGAUGUGGACACUGCACUGAGCUUUUACCAUAUGGCCGGAGCAUCUCUUGAUAAAGCGACCAUGCAGCAGGUGGCCAGGACAGUGGCUAAAGUGGAACUCUCAGACCAUGUGUGUGACGUGGUGUUUGCACUCUUUGACUGUGAUGGCAACGGGGAGCUGAGUAAUAAGGAAUUUGUUUCCAUCAUGAAGCAGCGGCUGAUGAGAGGCCUGGAGAAGCCCAAAGACAUGGGCUUCACCCGCCUCAUGCAGGCCAUGUGGAAAUGUGCGCAGGAAACUGCCUGGGACUUCGCUUUGCCCAAACAGUAACACAGGCGUCAAGAGGGGCCACCUCUUCCACCCCAAGCACCCUGGCCCCUUGAGCAGAGCCUGGGCACAGCCCUUCCUGCUGCUCCUUCUGGAAAUACUGCUCCCUUCCUUUUGGGAAUGCUCUCAGGAUCCAACCAGCUGCCCCUGUCCACCUUCCCCGUCCCAGUGUUCCGCUAGGCUCUGAUUCUGCCCAGUGACUAUCCCCAUAGGUUCUCAAAAACAUGAUGAAGUCCUCAAAACUCAGACUUUUGGCACCUUCAACAGCACUACCCAUCCCAGCGCCGUACGGAUGAAGAACGCAGGGACAUUCACAGAUGCCAGCCCGGGAGACGCCCAGUUCUCGAGGCAGUUUUGCUGUGGAUUUAAAUGAACGAGAACAUUUCUUGCUUUUUCUCCUGCUGCUGCUUUUAAGCCGUAAGUGGGGAAAACCUCUGGCAGGCCAAAGGAAGUCUGUGAUGAAUGAUAAGGAGGGGGCCUGAGCCACCCCGAGCUGGCAGGAAGCCUGGGCCAGUCCCCACGGUGGCUCUGCGGCCUGCUCCGGGAAGGUGACGCGCACAGUGGGGAUGGAGCGAGGCGUGGGAUUUACAGCCGCUGCUAAGCAGCUCGCUCCGCUCCCUGUGACCCCACUGCGCCUCUGCUGAAGGAGCAGCGGUGACUGAGCUCACAUUCCCUGCAGGUGCCAUUCCCCUCCAGGAGUAUGCCUGUGACGCUGAGGCCUGCCUCAACGCCUGUCUGCCCUCUGUCGUAAACAUGUGUAAAAUACCACUUUAAUUAUAACGGUUUGCAAGAAA
Messenger RNA from Rhinolophus ferrumequinum (greater horseshoe bat), 2507 nucleotides. It is a transcript of the gene MICU1, whose product is annotated as mitochondrial calcium uptake 1. NCBI's taxonomy places the organism in Eukaryota, Metazoa, Chordata, Mammalia, Chiroptera, Rhinolophidae. The record is from RefSeq and is a predicted model, not a curated record. The coding region runs from base 262 to 1716 and encodes 484 amino acids. Gene Ontology annotation, biological process: calcium import into the mitochondrion; mitochondrial calcium ion homeostasis. Gene Ontology annotation, cellular component: uniplex complex. Gene Ontology annotation, molecular function: calcium ion binding. The transcript has 14 exons.